UCAGGUCAGCAGUGUAGUCAAGGUGCACUUGAAGCCCAACGCUAAACAACUGGAUGGGAAGCAGAAAUGAAAGCUACGUUUAUCAGGAUAACAACACAAUAUAAGCAUAAUUUAAAAAGCCAUUAGAGUCCAUUUAACUCAAUGGAGAAUCUCCGUCGAAGCAGUGAACCACAGAAGGAUGGAGAUGAUAAGGGCCCAUUAGGAACCCUUCCUAUAGCUGCAGGCGAGGUACCGUCAGACCUCUACCAAAGUUUCCUAAGGCAGAGUGAGUAUCCCCCCAUCAUCCAGAACCAGUCCUGUCGGACCCUGGGGGUCCCAUACAAAGAGCAGCGCCACCACCGCACCCCUAGCGAGUCCAUCGCCAACAACUACAGCCCCUGCGCCUGCGACCUGAGGGUGCAACGUCUGCCACAGCGCCGCCACAGGACGAAGCACGACCCCCCUAACCCUUCCACCUCCUGUAUCCUUCAGUUCAGGUCCGGCCCCAGGGACCCCCCGGGCCCCAGGGACCCCCCGGGCGCCAGCAGGCGGCCCCUCAGUCCUGGAGAGCAGCUGGACCUCAUGCGCAGUGAGGAGCGGAGAAGGGAGGCUGCCGGGACGGGUCCCAGCGAGAGAGACCUGGAGAGGUACUUCCACUACGUGACCAACGGCAUCCCUGCCUGCAUGCUGGCCACCCUGCCGCCCCAACAGAUAGACAACAUCAUGGGGCUGCUGCCCCCUGUGGCCAGGGACAGUAGCAGCACCCAGAGCCUGCAGGACGCUCUGUUGCAGGAGGUGAAGGCCGACUACGACUUCAGUCUGAGGAAGAGCAUCGUGGACUACAUCCUGAGGGACAGGGCGGAGCGCGAGCGCCUGCUGAUCUCCAGCCGGCCCCGGCAAUACCCCCGGAGGGUGAUCCGCAGCCCAGUGCCCUGGAGCAGCCGGUACCGGGAGGCCCAUGGGUGGCAGAGCCAGCACCUCUUCACUACCAACCCCAUCAUGCUGCUCCUGCAGGAAGUCUGGUUGACCAGCUUCUCCUCCCUGAGGUUUGUGAGGCUGAAGGACCUUCUCUCCUCCAGUCUCCCGCUCCUUCCGUCUGAGUUUGGAAAGCUGGUGGAGACGCACUGCCAGGACGCCAGGAACGACCUCGUCAGCAGGUGGCUUCCACAUUGCUGCUCACUGCUCGGGGCCUUCAAGGGGCUGGGGGGCCCUCUGGGUCCGCAGAGCGAGGAGGCGCCCUCCCCGAGGGCCCACAGCGAGUUGUUCUCCUGCGUGGGGGCCCUCAUGUCCCUGCAGCUCCGCAGCCUGGUCAUCGCCUCGCUGCAGGACCUCCUCCACUUCAUCAGCCUACACCAGGUCCUACACCAGGUCCUACACCAGGUCCUAGACCAGGGCGGUAAUGACCUGCUCCAGGGCGGUAAUGACCUGGCCCAGGGCGGUAAUGACCUGCUCCAGGGCGGUAAUGACCUGCUCCAGGGCGGUAAUGACCUGCUCCAGGGCGGUAAUGACCUGCUCCAGGGCGGUAAUGACCUGGCCCAGGGCGGUAAUGACCUGCUCCAGGGCGGUAAUGACCUGCUCCAGGGCGGUAAUGACCUGGCCCAGGGCGGUAAUGACCUGGCCCAGGGCGGUAAUGACCUGCUCCAGGGCUUUGAUGAGCUGCGCUUCGUGCAGCCGCAGCCGCUGCUGCUCAGGGUGCUGGCCGACGGCCCCCGGCUGGUCUUCAGGCCCAGCCUGCAGGAGUGCUGGGAGCUCAUCCACAAAGCCUUCAGCGACAUCCUCCUCAGCGCAGAGCAGCUGCCGCGGGUGGAGUGCGAGCCAUCCCCACCGAGAGCUAGCCUGUGGCUGGACGCGGUUCGGCCCAAUGAGGCGCUGGUCACCAGUAUCAUCCAGCAGGCCCAGGACAUCUUCCACCGCAACACGCUGGGGCCCAGGCAAGACUCUGACCUUCGUAGGUAUGUGAAGGUGUAUGAGGAGUACAGCCUCCUACUGGACGGCCAGGCUGACCGAGACGUGACCUCCUUCCUGAGCGCAGAGCACUCUCUGGAGGGCUUCGCCAGGAAAAUGGAGGCGAUCAACGACUUGCGGCGUGAAAUCACCUCUCUCCGCGUGACCGUGCCUCUGGCGCUGUUCUGCCUGUAUGCCGGCGGCCUGAACGAAGACCUGUGUGAGCGCGCUGACAGACUGAAGAAGAGGAUCGCCACGCACCUGGUGGACGACAACAGGAGACGCAACAAGAGCAUCUGUCAGCGCUAUGAAGAGAUAGUCCAGACCCUGUUGGGGAGCCCUGGUUCCACGGAAGAGCUGGUGUCUCUUGCCCAGUACCUGAAGAACGCCAGUGAGGUCACUGUCCACCGGCUGAGGGAGGAGAUCCAGGAGGCGGCCCAUCGACUGAGCUUCCUCCUGGACUGCGCCGUGCUGCCUGCGGAGGACCUGAGGCUGAACGCCAGCGUGUUCAAGUGGCCCGACAGCCUCCUGGCUGUGAUGGACCAGAGCAAGACGCGCCUGGCCUCCUGCAGCUCACAGGCUGAGGACCACGUCUCAAAGAGGAUAACACAGCUGGAGCAGAUGUUGGAAUGUGUGGAGCAGGAGAUAGAGACGUUCAAGGAGAAGGAGUUGAUGAGUGUCACGGAGAUGAAGAACAACACAGAGCACCUGGAGAAGCUCACGGCCGUCCUGGACACUGCCUUCAUCGAGCUGGAAGACAUCCACAAGGAGCAGGGCCUGCUGGAGCAGCCACCCAGCGAGUUCCCUGUUCUGCAGACGCUGGUGGGCCUGAAGCAGCCCUACGACCUGCUGUGGAGUACCGCCCUCAGCUUCUACCAGCAGGCGGAGGUCUGGAUGAACAGCCCGUUCCAGAAACUGGAUGCAGAGAAGGUCUGUGAGCAGCUGGACCUCAUGUGGAGGACCGUGUACAAGCUGACCAAGCAGUUCUCCUCUCUGCCGGGCCCCCGUCGCGUGGCAGAGACCUUCCGCAGGAAGAUGGACCAGUUCAAACAACACCUGCCGGUCCUCUCUACCAUCUGUAACCCCGGCCUCAAGGAGCGCCACUGGGAGCAGAUCAGCAGCCUCGUGGGCUUCGAGGUCCGACCCGAUGGGGAAGCCUCUCUGGCGGCCAUGCUGGAGCAGGGCCUGUCCCAGUUCUCAGACAGGUUGGAAGAGAUUGGAGCUUCUGCCAGUAAGGAGUAUUCAUUGGAGAAGGUCAUGGAGAAGAUGAAGAGCGAAUGGGAAGAGCUCUGCUUCUCCUUCACGCCAUACAGAGAUACAGGCACCAGCAUCGUGGCGGCAGUGGACGACAUCCAGGUGCUGCUGGACGACCACCUCAUCAAGGCCCAGACCAUGCGGGGCUCCCCCUUCAUCAAGGCUGUAGAGGCGGAGUGCAGGCAAUGGGAGGAGAAGCUGUCCAGCAUGCAGGACAUCCUGGACAGCUUGCUGCAGUGCCAGGCCACCUGGCUCUACCUGGAGCCCAUCUUCAGCUCUGAGGACAUCAGCGCCCAGAUGCCCGAGGAGGGACGCAAGUUCACCAUCGUGGACGGCUACUGGAAGGACAUCAUGGCUGAGGCUGUGAAGGACCCGCGGGUGCUGGCGGCCACGGCGCAGAGCAACAUGCUGGGCAGGCUGACGGAGGCCAACCUGUUCCUGGAGGACAUCCAGAAGGGCCUGAACACCUACCUGGAGAUGAAGAGGCUCUACUUCCCCAGGUUCUUCUUUCUGUCCAACGACGAGCUGCUUGAGAUCCUGUCUGAGACCAAAGACCCGCUGCGAGUUCAGCCCCACCUGAAGAAGUGCUUUGAGGGUAUCGCCCGGCUAGAGUUCAGCCAGUCCCUGGAGAUCACCGGCAUGGUGAGCGCCGAGAGGGAGACCGUGGCCUUCUCUGCACGCAUCCAGCCAUCCGACGCUAAGGGCAUGGUGGAGAAGUGGCUGCUGCAGGUGGAGAACAUGAUGCUGAGGAGCGUGCGGGACGUGUCCCACCAGGGCCUGCUUCAGUACGCCCAGGUACCGAGGAAGGAUUGGGUUCUGCGCUGGCCGGGCCAGGUGGUGAUCUGUGCCUCCUCCAUCUUCUGGACAAGCGAGGUGUCGGAGGCCCUUCAGAGCAACGGCCUGCAGGCCUACGUUGACAAGUGCAACGCCCAGAUUGGUGACAUCGUCGAACUGGUGCGCGGAAAACUAACUGGAGGCGCUCGGGUGACUCUGGGAGCCCUGACGGUGAUCGACGUCCACGCCCGGGACGUGGUGGCCCAGCUGGCUGCGGAUGGCGUGUGGUCGCUCAACGACUUUGCGUGGAUCUCCCAGCUGCGCUACUUCUGGGAGGACGGCGACGUGAUGCUGCGCAUGAUCACCACCUGCCUGAAGUACGGAUACGAGUACCUGGGGAACUCCUCGCGGCUCGUCAUCACGCCACUCACGGACCGCUGCUACAGGACGCUGAUGGGAGCGCUGAAGCUCAACCUGGGAGGGGCCCCUGAGGGUCCUGCAGGAACCGGCAAGACGGAGACCACCAAGGACCUGGCCAAAGCCCUGGCCAAGCAGUGUGUGGUGUUUAACUGCUCCGACGGUCUGGACUACAAAGCCAUGAGCAAGUUCUUCAAGGGGCUGGCGCAGUCCGGGGCGUGGGCCUGCUUCGACGAGUUCAACCGCAUCGAGGUGGAGGUCCUGUCGGUGGUGGCCCAGCAGGUGCUGUGCAUCCAGCAGGCCGUGGCCAAGGACCUGAAGAAGUUCCUGUUUGAGGGCACAGAGCUGGCCCUCAACCCCACCUGCUCCGUGUUCAUCACCAUGAACCCGGGCUACGCAGGCCGCGCGGAGCUCCCUGACAACCUCAAGGCUUUGUUCCGCACUGUGGCCAUGAUGGUGCCAGACUACGCCCUCAUCGGGGAGAUCUCCCUCUACUCCAUGGGCUUCACCCAGUCCCGCAGCCUGGCCGGUAAGAUCGUGGCCACGUACCGGCUGUGCUCAGAGCAGCUAUCCUCCCAGCACCACUACGACUAUGGCAUGCGGGCCGUCAAGUCGGUGCUGACGGCCGCCGGCAACCUGAAGCUCAAGUACCCUGCGGAGGACGAAGGCGUGCUGCUACUGAGGGCCCUGAUGGACGUCAACAUGGCCAAGUUCCUGGCCCAGGACGUCCCGCUGUUCCAGGGUAUAAUCUCGGACCUGUUCCCUGGGGUGGUCCUCCCCAAACCGGACUACGAUCUGCUCUUCAAGGCUCUCAACGACAACAUCUCCAAACUCAAGCUCCAGCCAGUGCCCUGGUUUAUCUGCAAAAUCAUACAGGUGUAUGAGAUGAUGCUGGUGCGCCACGGCUUCAUGAUAGUGGGGGACCCCCUGGGGGGGAAGACCUCAGCGUACCAGGUGCUGGCGGGGGCCCUGGGAGACCUCUACGAGGCCGGGCUGAUGGAGGAGUGUGCGGUGGACUACUGCCUCAUCAACCCCAAGGCCGUCCCCAUGGGCCAGCUGUACGGCUGCUUCCACAGCGUGAGCCAUGAGUGGUCGGACGGCGUGCUGGCCACCUCCUUCAGGGGGCAGGCCGCCUCCCUCUCCGACCACCGACAGUGGAUCGUGUUCGACGGGCCCAUCGACGCCGUGUGGAUCGAGAACAUGAACACAGUGCUGGACGACAACAAGAAGUUAUGUCUGAUGAGCGGUGAGAUCAUUCAGAUGAGCUCCAAGAUGAGUCUGAUCUUUGAGACGGCUGACCUGGAGCAGGCUUCACCAGCUACUGUCAGCAGGUGUGGUAUGAUCUACAUGGAGCCCCACCAGCUGGGAUGGACCCCCCUCAGAGACUCCUACAUGGACACCCUGCCGGACAGCCUGGGCGCCCAACACAGGCAGCUGAUAAUGGAACUGUUCGAUUGGCUGCUUCAGCCGUGUCUGGACUUUGUGGCCCGGGAUUGUCGCUUCCUGGUCCAGACCUCCCCAAUCCACCUGGCAGGCAGUCUGAUGAGGCUGUACAGCUGCCUGCUGGAUGAGGUCGCUGCGUCGGGUGCUGAUGGCUCCGAGGGCAUGUCCAGCCAACAGACGACCAUGUGGCUGCAGGGCCUCUUCCUAUUCGCUGUGGUAUGGAGUGUGGGCGGGACCAUCAACGGGGACAGCAGGAAGAGGUUUGACGUCUACUACCGUCUUCUGAUCACUGGCGCGGAGAGCGAGCACCCGCCACCCAAGAACAUCCAACUCAGCAAGAGCAACCUUUUCCCCGAGAGAGGCAGCGUCUACGACUACUACUUCCAUAAGCAGGGCCCGGGACACUGGAGCCUGUGGACGGACUCGGUGAGCAAGGAGGACAGCGUCAUCCCCGCUGGCGCCAACGUGUCUGACCUCAUCGUCCCCACCAUGGAGACGGCCCGCCAGCUCUUCUUCCUGAGCUCCUACCUGGCCCACGAGGUGCCCGCGCUGUUCCUGGGGCCCACAGGCACGGGCAAGUCUCUGAUCAACAACAGCUUCCUGGUGCGGCUGCCCAAGGAGCGCUAUGUGCCCAACUGCAUCAACUUCUCCGCCCGCACCUCGGCCAACCAGACCCAGGACAUCGUCAUGGCCAAGCUGGACCGCCGCAGGAAGGGCGUGUUCGGGCCCCCCGUGGGGAAGAGGUGUGUCGUCUACGUGGAUGACCUCAACAUGCCGGCUAAAGAAGUUUACGGGGCCCAGCCCCCCAUCGAGCUGCUAAGACAGUGGAUUGACCACCACCACUGGUAUGACCAGAAGGACACCUCCAGACUGGACAUCGUGGAUGUUCUGUUUGUGUCUGCUAUGGGGCCCCCUGGUGGAGGGAGGAACGACAUUACAGGUCGCUUCACCCGGCACCUGAACAUCAUCUCCAUCGACUCGUUUGAUGACGAAACAAUGAGCAAGAUCUUUGGUUCCAUCACUGACUGGCACUUCAGCAGAGGCUUUGAGGCUUCCUUCUCCAGGCUAGGGAAGAUCAUGGUGCAGGCCACCAUGGCAGUUUAUAAGGACACUAUGGACAGCUUCCUCCCCACCCCGUCCAAGUCUCACUACAUCUUCAACCUGAGGGACUUUGCCAGAGUAAUCCGCGGUGUUCUGCUGGCACCGCACACACACAUGCAGGAAGGAGACAAGCUGAUCCGUCUUUGGAUACAUGAGGUGUACCGUGUGUUCUACGACCGGCUCAUCGACCACCAAGACAGGGAGAUGUUCUUCAACAUCGUCCAAGACAGAACUUCAAGUUUCUUUAAGCAGACCAUCGACAAGCUCUUGGGUCACCUAAGCCUGAACGGUAAAGUGGCAGACGAAGACAUCCGCAGUCUGUUCUUCGGCGACUACGGCAAACCUGACGCGGACCCCAAGAUCUACGACGAGCUGGGCGACCUGCCAGCCCUUCAGGAGGCGAUGGAGUUGUACCUGGACGAGUUCAACAGCUGCAGCAAGGCGCCCAUGGCCCUGGUCAUGUUCCGGUUCGCCAUAGAGCACGUGUCGCGGCUCUGCCGCGUGCUGAAGCAGGACAACGGCCACGCCCUGCUGGUGGGCAUCGGGGGCUCAGGCCGGCACAGCGCCACCAAGCUGGCCGCCUUCAUCAACGACUACGAGCUGUUCCAGAUCGAGCUGACCAAGGGCUACGGGCUGGCGGACUGGCGGGACAGCUUAAAGAAGGUGAUGCUGAAGACGGGCGUGGGGGGCCGCCGCCUGGUGUUCCUGUUCGGCGACAGCCAGAUGAAGGACGAGGCCAUGGUGGAGGACGUGAACAUGCUGCUGAACACCAGCGACGUGCCCAACAUGUUCCCCGCCGACGAGCGCGCCGACAUCAUCGACAAGGCGCAGGGCAUCGCACGGACGGAGGGCAAGAAGAUCGACGCCACCCCUCUCUCCAUGUACAACUUCUUCAUCGACCGUGUCAGGGCCAACCUGCACAUUGUGCUCGCCAUGAGUCCCAUCGGUGACUCGUUCAGGAACCGUCUACGGAUGUUCCCUUCCCUGAUCAACUGCUGCACCAUCGACUGGUUCCAGGCCUGGCCCACGGACGCUCUGGAGAUGGUGGCCUAUAAGUUCUUAGAGGACGUGGAGAUGGACGGUGAUGUUAGACUGGCAGUGGUGGAGAUGUGCAAGACCUUCCAGACAAGUGUUAGGGACAUGUCCGAGAUGUACUUCACCAGACUGAGGAGACACAACUACGUGACUCCCACUUCCUACCUGCAGCUCAUCCAGACCUUCAAGGCUCUGCUGAACUCCAAGAGGGAUGAGGUGCACACCAUGAAGAACCGCUACAUCAUCGGUCUACAGAAGUUGGGCUUUGCGGCCUCUCAGGUGACCCUGAUGCAAAAGGAGCUGACCGCCUUGCAGCCAGAGCUGAUCAAGACCUCAGCGGAGACGGACAAGAUGAUGGUGCAGAUAGAGAAGGAAACGGUGGAGGUGGACGCAAAGAAGGAACUGGUUUCUGCGGAUGAGAAGGUGGCCAAUGACGCAGCCGCAGCAGCCAAAGCCAUAAAGGACGAGUGCGAAGGAGAUCUGGCCGAGGCCAUGCCCGCCCUGGAGGCGGCCCUGUCAGCCCUGAACACCCUGAAGCCUGCCGACAUCACGGUGGUCAAGUCCAUGCAGAACCCCCCCGGACUGGUCAAGCUGGUGAUGGAGUCCAUCUGCGUCAUGAAGGGCAUCAAAGCCGAGAGGAGGCCGGAUCCCGGUGGCUCAGGCAAGAUGAUCGAGGACUUCUGGGGUCCGUCCAAGAAGCUCCUGGGAGACAUGAAGUUUUUGGACCACCUCAAAGCCUACGAUAAAGACAACAUUCCCGUUGCCUCCAUCAAGAAGAUCAGAGAGAAGUUCAUCGACAACCCAGAGUUUCAGCCGUCCAUUAUCAAGAACGUGUCGUCCGCCUGCGAGGGCCUCUGCAGCUGGGUGAGGGCCAUGGAGGUUUACGAGCGCGUGGCCAAGGUGGUGGCGCCCAAGAAGGCCCGGCUCAGAGCGGCGGAGGACGAGCUGGCCGUCCAGAUGGCCACGCUGGCCGUGAAGAGGGCGGAGCUUAAGGAGGUGGAGGACCGCCUGCAGGGCCUCAACCACACCUUCGCCGAGAUGAACGGCAAGAAGAAGGACCUGGAGGACAACAUCCAGCUGUGCUCCCAGAAGCUGAUCCGGGCAGAGAAGCUGAUAGGAGGACUGGGAGGAGAGAAGCACCGCUGGACCGAGGCCGCCCGGCUGCUGGGAAUCAGAUACACCAACCUGACGGGCGAUGUCCUGCUGGCCUCCGGCAGCGUGGCGUACCUCGGGGCCUUCACGGUCGACUACCGCGUGGAGUGUCAGCAGAAGUGGCACGUCCUGUGCAAGGAGAAGAAGAUCCCGUGCUCUGAGGAUUUCACCCUCGGCAGCACCCUGGGCAACCAGGUGGCCAUCAGGGCGUGGCAGAUCGCCGGGCUCCCCGUGGACUCCUACUCCACGGACAACGGCAUCAUCGUGUCCACCUCGCGCCGCUGGCCCCUCAUGAUCGACCCCCAGGGCCAAGCGAACAAGUGGAUCAGGAACAUGGAGAAGGCCAACCAGCUGGCCGUCAUCAAGCUCUCCGACGCUAACUUCAUGAGGGUUCUGGAGAACUCUAUCCAGUUCGGGACGCCGGUGCUCCUGGAGAACGUGGGGGAGGAGCUGGACGCGGUGCUGGAGCCGCUGUUGAUGAAGCAGACCUUCAGACAGCAGGGCGUGGACUACAUGAAGCUGGGAGAGAACAUCGUGGAGUACUCAAAGAACUUCUUGUUCUACAUGACCACUGGGCUGAGGAACCCUCACUACCUCCCCGAGGUGGCCGUCAAGGUCUGCUUGCUCAACUUCAUGAUCACCCCUCAGGGCUUGGAGGACCAGCUGUUGGGGAUCGUGGCGGCCAGAGAGAAACCUGAGUUGGAGGAGAAGAAGAACCAGCUGAUCCUGGAGAGCGCGGCCAACAACAAGCAGCUGAAGGCGAUCGAGGACCAGAUCCUGCAGGUGCUCUCCUCCUCAGAGGGGAACAUCCUGGAGGACGAGACCGCCAUCGAGAUCCUGUCCUCCUCGAAGGUCCUGUCGGAGGAGAUCUCGGAGAAGCAGAAGAUAGCCAGCUUCACCGAGACAGAGAUCGACCGGACGCGCAUGGGGUACCGUCCCGUAGCCGAGCACUCCUCCACGCUGUUCUUCUGCAUCUCGGAGCUGGCCAACAUCGAGCCCAUGUACCAGUACUCCCUGGGCUGGUUCAUCAACCUCUACCAGCAGUCCAUCUCCCAGAGCGCCCAGAGCCAGGACCUGAGUGAGAGGAUCGCCCACAUCGUCCGCCACUUCACACUCAGCAUGUACAACAACGUGUGCCGCUCCCUCUUCGAGAAGGACAAGCUGCUCUUCUCCCUGCUCCUCACCGUUGGGCUCAUGCAGAGCAAGGGGCGCGUGGACCCCGGGGUCUGGCGCUUCCUCCUGACCGGGGGCAUCGCCCUGGACAACCCUCACCCCAACCCGGCCCCCGAGUGGCUCUCAGACAAAUCCUGGUCCGAGAUCGUCAGGGCAACCAAGCUGCCUAACCUGGGGGGGUUCUUUGAGCACGUCCGAGACCACCUCCCCCGCUGGAAGGCCGUGUACGACUCGGGGCGGCCCCAGGAGGAGGCGCUGCCUGACCACUGGGGGGCGCUGGCGGGCAUGGACCGCCUGCUGAUGCUGCGCUGCUUCAGGCCGGACAAGCUAGUGCCGGCCGUGGAGCAGUUCAUCGUUGACAACAUGGGGCGGGCCUUCACAGAGCCGCCCACCUUCGACCUGGCCGGGAGCUACAGGGACUCGAACUGCUGCUCUCCUCUCAUCUUCGUGCUGUCACCAGGAUCGGAUCCCACUGCAGGUCUGCUGCAGUUUGCGGAGGACCUUGGGAUGGGGGGUAGAAAGACGCAGACCAUCUCCCUGGGCCAGGGCCAGGGGCCGAUCGCCGCCCGGAUGAUAGAGCGGGCCCUCACCGAGGGCGUCUGGGUGGUGUUGCAGAACUGCCACCUGGCCACCAGCUGGAUGCAUGCGCUGGAGAGGAUCUGUGUGGAGAACAUCACCCCCGAGAAUACGCACCCCGACUUCAGGUUGUGGCUCACCAGUUAUCCAUCUGACAAGUUCCCGGUCAGCAUCCUGCAGAACGGCGUGAAGAUGACCAACGAGCCCCCGAAGGGCCUCAGAGCCAACCUGCUGCGCUCCUAUUCCAGCCACCCCAUCAGCGACCCUGACUUCUUCUGCGGCUCCCAGAAGCAGGAGGUCUGGCAGAAGAUGCUCUUCAGUCUGAGCUUCUUCCACGCUCUGGUCCAGGAGAGGAGGAACUUUGGACCACUGGGAUGGAACAUCCCCUACGAGUUCAACGAGUCGGACCUGAGGAUCAGCAUGAGGCAGCUCAAGAUGUUCCUGGAGGAGUAUGAGGAGGUGCCUCUGGAGGCCCUCACCUACCUGACGGGGGAGUGUAACUACGGAGGCAGAGUGACGGAUGACAAGGACCGGCGCCUGCUGGUGUCACUGCUCUCCAUCUUCUACAGCUGGGAUGUGAUCACGCAGCCAGGCCACCGGCUGUGUGAGGGGGAGCUGUACUAUGUCCCGCCCCACGGCCCGCACCAGACUUAUGUCGACUACAUUCGCAAUCUGCCGAUUAGCACAGACCCGUGUGUGUUCGGACUUCAUGGCAACGCUGACAUCACAAAGGACAACCAGGAGACCAAUCAGCUGCUGGAUGGAGUGCUGCUGACUCUGCCCAGACAGUCUGGGGGCGGGGCCAAGUCCCCCCAGGAGCUGGUGGACGAGCUGGCGGAGGACAUCCUGUCUAAACUGCCGGCGGACUUUGACAUGCAGAUGGUGGUGGAGAAGUACCCGGUGCGGUACGAGGAGUCGAUGAACACGGUGCUGAGGCAGGAGCUCAUCCGCUUCAACAGGCUGACUCAGGUGGUGCGUCAGAGUCUGAUCAACACCUGCAAGGCUCUGAAGGGGCAGGUGGUGAUGUCUGCGGAGCUGGAGGGGGUCUUCAACAGCAUGCUGGUGGGCAAGGUGCCCGCCUCGUGGGCCGCCAAGUCCUACCCGUCCCUCAAGCCCCUGGGCAGCUAUGUGGCCGACCUGCUGGCCAGGCUGGCCUUCCUACAGGGUUGGAUAGCCGGUGGCCCCCCUUCAGUCUUCUGGCUCUCUGGCUUCUACUUCACCCAAUCCUUCCUCACCGGAGUAGCGCAGAACUACGCCAGGAAGAACGCCAUCCCCAUAGACUUUGUCGGCUUUGAAUUUGAGGUGACCCGAGACGAGACCAACACCGACCAGAAGCCGGACGACGGGGCCUACGUACGCGGGCUCUACAUGGAGGGGGCUCGCUGGGACCGGCACCUGAUGGUGAUCGGAGAGUCCCUCCCGAAGAUCCUGUUCGACCCUCUGCCCGUCAUCUGGCUCCGGCCCGGGGAGAUGUCCGGGUUCAAGCAUGAGAACGUCUACGUGUGUCCCGUGUACAAGACCAGCGCACGGCGCGGGACCCUGUCCACCACCGGCCACUCCACCAACUACGUGCUGCCCAUCGAGCUGCCGUCGGACCGGGCCCAGAACCACUGGGUGAACCGGGGGGUGGCCUGCCUCUGCCAGCUGGACGACUGAGCAAAACCAUCUCGGAUUGGACGGAAGAGUUCUGAAAGCCAUAGGACCGAGGAAAUGUAUCCAUGUUUACAAUAUCGAUGGAGUAGUCGAUAGCUACAUAUACAGGAGAAGAAAAUAUUUUUAACGAAAAUGACCUUAAGUACAAGUCUUAGCUCCUUGUACUUCAUUUGUAAUUCUUUAUUUUACUACACUACAUUCCAAAGCAAACAUGUAUUUUCUCUGUACAGAUUAAAGUUAGGAUGUAAAAGUUA
Molecule: messenger RNA, 12755 nt
Organism: Gadus macrocephalus (Pacific cod)
Lineage: Eukaryota; Metazoa; Chordata; Actinopteri; Gadiformes; Gadidae
Gene: dnah3
Product: dynein axonemal heavy chain 3
Exons: 61
Coding region: 142-12504 (4120 amino acids)
Biological process (GO): microtubule-based movement
Cellular component (GO): dynein complex
Molecular function (GO): dynein intermediate chain binding; ATP binding; ATP hydrolysis activity
Source: RefSeq, a predicted model, not a curated record